AUGAAUGUCAACAUCUAUUCCCCCCAGCAACAUGAUACUGAUAUUGUUUUGUGGCAGUUUACUGAUGGUUGGGGAAAGCCUGACCCCUACCCCAUCCUGUGCUCUGGUUCAUCUUCUGGGAGUGAGGGAUGGUAUGCCUCAGCUGCUUCAUCCACUCAGCAAGGGCUACUACUGUCCUCCACAAAUGGCCCACUGUCAUCUGACUCUUCAACAAAUGGGGCACGAGGCUCUGACACCAAGCUGGAACCAGUAGAACUCUCCAAUAUGUCUGAAUCUGAUGGUUCCUCCAAUGAGUCAGAGAGUAGGGAGUUGACCCAAAAAUGGGCUUACAACCUCGAUGGUCAGAGGUAUCAGUGUCUGAAUCUGAAUGGAGACAUGGAGGGCUUUUUGCAUCUAACCCCCUUUGACUUUUGCAAGGUCGUCACAUUUGCACGAGUUCGAGGGCCUUUGGUAUUAAGAAAUGCCACUUUUGUCUUCUUAGGUUUAAGUCUCAAGAGAUUUCGUCUCAAAACAGGUUUUUAUUAUAAGUUUCUUUUAUUAACACAAAACACGACUUCAAUUGACUUUUAUGACUCCCUCUCCAACAUGCAUGCCAGCACCAUCAAAGGGCCGGUAGGUAUGAACUUUGGACAGGCAGAGAGGGAAGGAUUCCAAGAGGUCAUCACCCCCCUCUUCAGCCGUUACCUCAGAAAAUGCUACACUAAGUCGGAAUGUCAUGCCCAAGCCCUCCCUUCCUCCAACCCCGUUUUAUCCCGGCUCAUGGGCGACAAUGUCUCGGUGCACAGGGCCGAUUGGGACAUGGAUUCUGCUGCCUCCAGGUCGGAGGAUCCUGUCAUGCAUUUCCCUCCCAAUAAUGCAGCCCCUCUCAACUCUGAAUUGGGUGCACCACCUCCUUCUACCCAAGUACCUUUGCGCCCUGCUUCCCCACUCUCUACUCAUGGAUCUCCUCCACCCUCCCUGCGCAGAUCUCCUCCACCCUCCCUACGCAGAUCUCCUCCCUGCUCUCCGGAUCCUAUUUGUCCCAGUGACAUGCACAAAGGGGAGUCCAUUUCUGGCAAGAAAAGGAAGGCUUCAUUGUCGUCUGUUGUAGAUUCCGGUGCAGGGGGUGAGAAUGGCAGCUCUGGGGGGGCUAAAAAGAGGAAGGGCUUGACUUCUGCCAAGGGAAGUCGUGUAGGACGAGGAAGGAGGAUGUGGUCGACUGUCAAUGCUGGAGCUCAAGGCAGCAAGUCGGCGCCAUUGACAAAAACAUCGAUCUCGAUGUUGAAGUCCCCCACUGUGCCUGUUUCUGCCCAACCGCCCAUCGGUGGCUCCUCCGGACCCUUCCCUUCUUGGUUCACCUCCUACUUUUUGGCAUGGUGGGGCAGUCUUCUGCCGGCGACUGCAGGGGAGGAUUUGUCACCCAUCGCCAAGCCUGGAAUAAAUGGCCUUCUAAGCAUGAUGGCUGGCCUUUUUUUUGGGGGUGCUUCCUGUGGACCGACGUCGGCUUGGGCAGAAUGUCUUGAAGACGUCUCAGUGGCGUUAGCAAGCUUAGUUGUACCUCAAUGCUGUUGUGUUCUCUUGUUCUACAUCAAAUUUCAAAGCAGGCGGCUACAACUUGUGAACAACAAUAAACAAGUUGGGAUGAACAAGAUGAUGGCCAGGCACGCCAAGGAGGAAGCCAGGAACAAAGCCAAGAAGGCACACCAAAAAGACAAAGCCAGGCACAGGACUUGA
Messenger RNA from Laccaria bicolor S238N-H82, 1713 nucleotides. RefSeq lists its product as uncharacterized. The transcript is spliced from 12 exons. The record is from RefSeq and is a predicted model, not a curated record. Lineage: Eukaryota; Fungi; Basidiomycota; Agaricomycetes; Agaricales; Hydnangiaceae. The coding region runs from base 1 to 1713 and encodes 570 amino acids.